AAACUUGCAGAACCUCAUUGAAAAGUAGAAUAAUCUUUGCUAGAAAUCUGAGAAAUCACGCAUAAGCAACUAUAUUCUAUAUGGCCUUCAACCUAGGGCAUCUAAUUUGGAAUUGCUCAAAUACUUGAAACAAAACUUUGAUAAUGAACAGCAGGUGAUCUGUAUAAAUGAAAAGAAAUAAACAAAUAACAAAUAGAUAAACAAUUUGAUAAUAAACACUUGCUCUACAAGUUUUCUAUAAAUAUUUAUCUAAUGCUAAUGCUAAUGCUACCUGAUACCCUGCUCUGGGUGUAAAAAAUUGAAAUACAAAUUUUGGAUUAUGCCUCGAUAAAAUGAAAUGAGAUUUGAGAAAUCAUACAUAUUCUAGCCAAUCAAAACUUUAAAUACCCUAUAGCGUUAAUUUACAGAGCAUAAAUGAUUGAAUUUCACCGAUUUGCAAUAUAAAAGGCCAGCCAUCAAAAUAUAGAAAUGAGUUCUGCCAGAAUGUCUGCGAAAUACGUUUCUGUUCUUCUGUUUCUUGGAUUCUUUGCUCUGUGUGUGUCAUAUAAAUUAUAUCCAGUUAUAACACCUGAUAUUCCUGCCAACACGAACCUUACAACGGGCCCAUUUGUUAGGAUCGGAACUGGAUAUUACUUUUUCGAAUUGAACAACAAGAGAAACUGGUACGAAGCCUAUGAAACAUGUCGUACGAUGAAUGCUGAACUAAUCACGAUAGAAACUAUCGAAGAAUGGAACAUAAUCAAUCGAUAUAUUCGUGAGACGAAUAUUGAUUACUCCUAUUGGACAUCAGGCACAGAUCUGGGUAAAGAGGGAUACCACACAUGGUUUUCGAGCGGAAAACCAAUUAAUAUUAACAUCUGGGAUCCAGGAAUGCCCAAUAAUGUCGACAACUUACAGCACUGUGAUGAAAUGGGCUGGAGGGAUGGUGUUCGAAGUGGACUCAAUGAUCGUCAGUGUGAAUUUUUGAAUCGUUAUAUCUGCGAGGCUAAACAGCCCGUAACUGCCUCUUUUGUUCUCUGGUAGGAUUAAUUUAUUCAGAUGAUAUUAUUUAAAUUUUCCUUAGCCUGCCUGCUCCAUACUUUAGCUAUAAAUGAUUUGCGAAUAAUAAACAGGCAAUAAACAAGUCAAAAUAUUUAGAAGAACUAAGAAUUUUUUGCUAUAAACAAGUCAAGAUAUUUAGAAAUUAAAAUUCAAUUUUGGUUGAACUAAGAAA
Messenger RNA from Drosophila mojavensis, 1213 nucleotides. Its product is annotated as C-type lectin 37Da. Gene Ontology annotation, cellular component: external side of plasma membrane. The coding region runs from base 469 to 1023 and encodes 184 amino acids. Gene Ontology annotation, biological process: biological process involved in interspecies interaction between organisms. The transcript has 2 exons. NCBI's taxonomy places the organism in Eukaryota, Metazoa, Arthropoda, Insecta, Diptera, Drosophilidae. The record is from RefSeq and is a predicted model, not a curated record. Gene Ontology annotation, molecular function: carbohydrate binding.